AUGAACCAGGCUUUGAUGGCCAAGUGGGGUUGGGCCCUGCUUACUGAGGAACAGUCAUUGUGCUGUAAUGUUCUCAGAUCUAAGUACCUUAAGGGUAAACAGUUUUUUGACUGUGAGGUUAAGAGCUCCGAUUCUUGGUUUUGGAGAAAUGUGGUGCGAUCAAAAGAAAUUUUAAGAAAAGGGGCGUGCAAGCUAAUAUCCGAUGGGAGAGAGACAAGUAUUUGGGAUGACCCUUGGGUUAUCCAUGGUACGGAUUUUUACCCUAAGUCCAAUUAUCGUCAACAGCGGGGCUUGGAAAAAGUGUCGGAUUUACUUUUACCAGACGGAAAUUGGGACACACUAAAGCUUCGCAACCUUUUUGACCAGGAAACUGUGAGUAACAUCUUAAGAGGCGGUAAUCCGAGUGGCCAGGGAAGGGAUAGAUGGGUCUGGACAAAAGAAUCAAAUGGUCUGUUUUCAACCAAGUCUGCCUAUCUUAUUCAAGCCCUUGCUCGGGCUCCUUUGUGCAACAUUGCUCCGGCACUAUGGAACAAACUUUGGAACUCAAAGAUUUUGGAGCGACAUAAGGUUCAUUGGUGGAGUAUCCUUUCCAAUGCUCUUCCCUUAAGAGCCCCUCUUGCUAAGAGAAUGGGAUUUGAGGAGGUCUCCUGCCCUAUUUGUGGGGAGGCUGAGGAGACCACAGAGCACUUGUUCCUGUAUUGCGACUUUGCCUUUCACUUGUGGCGAUCCUCUCCUUGGGGGGUUAUGCCUGUUCCGGAUUCGGGAGCCCGGAUGUGGGACUGGGUUACCUUUCUAUGGAACCUUAAAUCCAGAGGAGUUGAUACUGAUAAGUUGUUCCUCUAUGCCUCGAUUGUGGUAGAUACGAUUUGGAGGGCACGCAACGACAAGGUGCAUAAUAAAUCAAUGGGUAACAUUAAGCACUAUAUUGACUCCAUUUCUUCUUGUUACACAGAUUAUGGUUCCUGCCUUCUCCCCCUCCACAAGCCUAUCGAGACCUGUGCUUGGUCUUCGCCGCCAGAAGAUUGGGUUAAAAUCAACUGCGAUGUCAAAGUCGGAGGUGAAACUAUGUGUGCUGUUGCGAUUGCGAGAGACCAUAACGGAUCAGUUUUGUGGGUGGCAGCAAAAAGGCUACACUUCUCUGACCCACUCGCUGGAGAAGCCGCGGCCUGUCUUUUAGCCAUGGAGACGGCGGUUUCUUUGCAUCAUCCUUUUGUUUUGGUGGAGAGUGAUUCAGCGAUUGUAAUUAAGAACCUAAAAGGGGAUAACCCUACUUGGGGGAUUGAGAACUAUGUGCGUCCCUGCAAACUCCUCUCUACUUUUAUGACUAAUUGUAAUUUUUCUUCUAUAGCUAGAAACUGUAACUUUGCGGCCCAUAAUGUGGCUAAAUGGGCGUUUGCCAACAAUGUCACGGGCAUGGUAGACAUAUCUACUAUACCUGUUAAUAUCUUUUGUAAUGACCAUGAGGUCUAA
Molecule: messenger RNA, 1470 nt
Organism: Cannabis sativa
Lineage: Eukaryota; Viridiplantae; Streptophyta; Magnoliopsida; Rosales; Cannabaceae
Exons: 1
Coding region: 1-1470 (489 amino acids)
Molecular function (GO): nucleic acid binding; RNA-DNA hybrid ribonuclease activity
Source: RefSeq, a predicted model, not a curated record